UCUUGGUAGUUUCAGGCAGUGUAUCAUUCUGUCUUAUUUCAAGCUUUUUCCAAAUUUCUCAGAUUAGAGGAGGAGGCUGUUGUCCCUGUCUCUGAGAGUUUAGCCAAAAAAAAUGCCUUCCCCAUGUGUUGAUGUUUCAUAUUCUUGGAAUAUGAUUAUCUUGUCAUGUGAGUGGGGGUGAAGGUAGCAUUUUUUUUUUUAAAUAAGCCUUUUCUUGACUUGUCUGUAAAGGUUCCUGUGAAAGUUUUGAAGCUCUCUGCCUCAGUCUGACAUUUUCUUCAAAGGACUCCAGAUUAAAGGAGAUAGGCGCUGCAGGUGCACUGUUUCGAUAAAACAUUUGAAAGGGAACAUGGUAAAGAUGAAUUCAAAUGAGGUGCCAGCCACCCAUUUAGUCCUUCUGAGUUACAGGGGCCUGUGCUUGCUGAUGAAAAGAUGUUCUGUUGGUCCCACUGGGGCAAAGGUGCAAAGAGACGCAGAUCUCACUUGGUAGAAAAGGCAAUCCUGUGGUAACUUUAGGAUUCAGUGGACCACAGAAGAGUGCAGAGUGAUCACUUUCUCAGUUCCUUUUCUGGGCUUUGAGGGUCUGAGGCUAGCCACUGUAAGUCAUUGCCUGGAUAGUUACAUGAAACGCACAGCGGUAUUGAUGAGUAGAUCCUUGGGUUCAGAGGUUGGCUGAAACGCACCAUGCCUGCUUCCAUCCUUUGCUCCGGAAAGUUGUGAAUUGCUCAUGCCUAUAGGGAGGAAGGAUGGCACAUGGGAUUCCUUCUCAAGGCAAGGUUACCAUAACGGUGGAUGAGUACAGCUCCAACCCCACCCAGGCAUUCACGCACUACAACAUCAACCAGAGCAGAUUCCAGCCGCCACAUGUACAUAUGGUCGACCCCAUCCCAUAUGACACUCCAAAACCAGCGGGCCACACGCGGUUUGUCUGCAUCUCAGACACACACUCCAGAACAGAUGGUAUCCAGAUGCCUUAUGGGGACAUCCUUCUCCACACAGGCGAUUUCACCGAGCUGGGACUGCCCUCAGAGGUUAAGAAGUUUAAUGACUGGUUAGGAAACCUGCCAUAUGAAUAUAAAAUAGUGAUUGCUGGGAAUCAUGAACUGACAUUUGAUAAGGAAUUCAUGGCAGACCUUGUUAAACAGGACUACUACCGUUUCCCCUCUGUGUCCAAAUUGAAACCAGAGGACUUUGACAACGUGCAGUCCCUCCUGACAAACAGUAUUUACUUACAAGACUCGGAGGUAACAGUGAAGGGAUUCAGGAUAUACGGGGCACCUUGGACCCCGUGGUUUAAUGGAUGGGGCUUUAACCUCCCCAGAGGCCAGUCCCUGCUGGACAAGUGGAACCUCAUCCCCGAGGGCAUCGACAUACUCAUGACACACGGACCUCCUCUAGGUUUUCGAGACUGGGUUCCAAAGGAGCUUCAGAGAGUGGGCUGCGUGGAGCUUUUAAACACAGUCCAGAGGCGGGUCCGGCCCAAACUCCAUGUGUUCGGUGGAAUCCAUGAAGGGUACGGCAUCAUGACCGAUGGUUACACCACGUACAUCAAUGCCUCAGCCUGUACCGUCAGCUUUCAACCAACCAACCCUCCAAUUAUAUUUGACCUUCCAAACCCACAGGGCUCCUGAAGCUCUGAACGUCCAAGUGGAAUGUGAGGGAAGAUCUAAAAACUGCCAUUUUUCUAAUUAUAAACUUACAUUCUCUUACUUGUUUAUUUCCAGGUCCUGUGAGGUUUUUUUUUUGUUUGUUUGUAAAUUGCUGGAACACAGAUGAUGCUAGAAGUUGUGCUUCUUGUUUUUUCUUUUUUAUAAAUGGGGCGUCCAUUUGGAAUCAAAGGAGCAUUGUGAAUUUGUAAAAUGACUUCUCUUUUCUCCAAGGCCACGCCAUUGUAAAUUGUUAGUGUUCGCCAAAGGACAGCCAAGCUUUCUUUUGCAAAGGUGACAAAAGUCUUAUUUUAAUAUGCUUUAAGCUGAAAAAAAAAAAGAAAAGAAAAAAAAAAAAGAAAGAAACAGGUAGGCAGUGUUUUAAAAAAACCACCCAGAUUUGCACAACUGUUGAAGAGUAUUGUUUGAAGUAUUUUAUUUUUUGAUGUUUUUGUUGUUGUUAUUUUUCUUGGGAAUGCUUCUUAUUUUGCAGACGUGGCCCGGAUGUAGAGCAAUCUUUUCAACAAAAGUAGGCGCGGAAAAGACUUCCCUUCACUCUUACUAUAAAGAAAGCUGUGUCAAGGGAAGAAAACGGCCCUCCUUUAAAGGAUGGCUUAGCUAGUGAGAUCCAUAUUGUGGUUAUACAAGGUCUCAUUGUUUGUUUGUUCUUUUAAAUUAUUUUAGCUUUAAAAAUAUGUAAAUGGAAUCUGUCAAGAGCAAGUAUUUCAUGCAGUAAAAAAUAAAAUGAGAGUGCAGACUCCUUUUUCAAUAUGGGUUUAUAUAUAUAUAUAUAAAUAUUUUUUGUGUAUUAUGACUAAGUUAGGAGUUUAAUAUUGCCAAGGACAGUACAACUGUAAAGGGAUGCUUGAUAGCAGGGCAUCAGAAGUCCGAAGGAACUGACACAUUUUCUCAGAACUCAAGGUCUUAAAGAGCUUGAGUUAAAUCUAGGUACAGUCGCAGGCGUGUAUAGACUUAAAUGGAUGCAACGGAAGCUAACUAAAAUAAGGCUUAGUUGUCCUUUAUAUUUAAAUACCCUGAAUUGUCUUCUUACUUCCUACCCGCCCCCCCAUUUUGCACUGUGUGUCGAUGCAAUCUUCGCUAGCACAAAAUAUUGUCGCUAAUAGUCAUUUCUGUUUUCCCAUUGUAAAUGCUGUUGAGCUUUAUUCUAUUUUAUGUUAUCUUGUUAAUGAAAUUUAGGAAAGCAGUUGUUUCUUUAAAUUUAUUGUGAUAUUCUAUAUCUAGCGGCCUUUAUAUGCAAAUAAAACUGCAAGAUUUUUAA
Molecule: messenger RNA, 2925 nt
Organism: Camelus dromedarius (Arabian camel)
Lineage: Eukaryota; Metazoa; Chordata; Mammalia; Artiodactyla; Camelidae
Gene: MPPED2
Product: metallophosphoesterase domain containing 2
Exons: 7
Coding region: 747-1631 (294 amino acids)
Molecular function (GO): hydrolase activity
Source: RefSeq, a predicted model, not a curated record